AUGUGGCUCACGCACUUAAUAGAAAGAAAUAGUUGUUUAUUUUCUAUAUUAACAUGUGUAUUCCUUACAUUUUCUUACGUUGGAAGUUUAUAUAUUUGGAGGUCUAAUUUAAGCAGAGACCACCCAACUACAAUCAAAAGGAGAUUUUUCAGUGUCAUUUGUAUGAUGUUUCUAGCACCUUUUUUUACAUAUGCGCUUGUAAAAGAAGAAACUUUGAAAAAUGGAAAUAUAUAUGAUUAUAUGGGCCUCAGAAUACCUGGCAUGAUAGCAGCAUUAUUUGUUCCCUUGCUCUUAACCGCUACUUUAUUUUUGGGGCCCCUGACAAUGCAUUUUUUUGCUGGAACAUGGAAAUUGUAUUCAGAUCCAUUUUACUGGUUUUCUAAUUGGACAAAUUUGGUGUGGCUGCGUAACCACAUAAUGGCUCCUUUAAGUGAAGAAUGGGUGUUUAGAUCAUGUAUGAUGCCACUAUUACUACAGUGUCUUGAUCCACUCACAGCUGUGUUCAUUGGACCAUUCCUUUUUGGGAUUGCUCAUUUUCAUCAUUUAUAUGAGCUUAUGGCUGCAGGGCGUUCAUUUAAGUCUGCUUUAUUUAUCUCUGGUUUCCAAUUCUCAUUUACAACAGUAUUUGGUGCCUAUUCAGCAUAUUUGUUUUUGAGAACAGGACACUUUUUCGCACCACUAGUUGCCCACAUAUUUUGUAAUCAUCUAGGAUUCCCUCACUUCUUUGCAGCAUUUGAGUUUCCACCUUUUCCUCGUGUGAUUAUUCUUAGUAAUUUUGUGAUUGGGUUGAUUUUAUGGUGUUACUUGCUUGUGCCAUUAACAGAUCCAUACAUUUAUGACAACAGGUUACAAUUAUUAAAC
Brenthis ino (lesser marbled fritillary) is the source of this 861-nucleotide messenger RNA. The record is from the annotation of a GenBank genome assembly. Lineage: Eukaryota; Metazoa; Arthropoda; Insecta; Lepidoptera; Nymphalidae.